This is a messenger RNA of Boleophthalmus pectinirostris (great blue-spotted mudskipper), 2895 nucleotides long. It is a transcript of the gene mc1r, whose product is annotated as melanocortin 1 receptor. Bases 1423 to 2388 code for a protein of 321 amino acids. Gene Ontology annotation, cellular component: membrane. Lineage: Eukaryota; Metazoa; Chordata; Actinopteri; Gobiiformes; Gobiidae. Gene Ontology annotation, molecular function: melanocyte-stimulating hormone receptor activity. The transcript has a single exon. Gene Ontology annotation, biological process: G protein-coupled receptor signaling pathway. The record is from RefSeq and is a predicted model, not a curated record.
AUGGACUAAAAAUGCAAUCAGUUUAAAAUGAAUAGGGUAAUGUGUUGCUUUUUACUCAUAUUUAAUGCUACAGUAUACUGACACUAAGAAAAGCCUGUGCUCAUCAUGUAAAAGCAUAAUUUUUUUUAAUAGUUAUAUAUAGUUUUUGAAAAUUCAAGAUUUGUUACAACACAAGCCUAACUGUACAUCUUCUUAUGACCAAAUCUUUGUCAAAACCUAUAUAUUUUUUGUCUUUAAGGCUGAAUUGUAAAAGACUUGGUAAAUUUUUAAAAGAAAAAGUACAUGUUACAUUUCUGACAACCAUCAAUCUAAACACUCAGCCCUCAAGUUAAAAGCAGAGGAAAUACACUUCAAGGACAAAGCAGACACAGCAGACAAAUCAGUGUAUCCAUCUAUACACUGUGAUGUCCAUACGCUAACCCUGUUUCUCAGAGAGCCACAUGAUCUCUCAGUGUGACUGCUGGGCAGUCAAAUGAUGUCAUUGUUCACAGUUCACCUGGAGCUAAGGCUGAGGUUGUCAAAAGUUUUCAUGUGAUCCAUUGGCAAUAUAGAAAGGCUUUCAUAUCUGUGCCUCAGGGGUCUGCGUGUGCUGCGAUUCAAACCACUUAGGCUACUGCCAGCAGACGCUAAUCUCUGCUUUUAUAACUGGUAGAGAAACAACUUCUGCAUUCUACAUUAUAAACAUUUUAAACAUAUAAACAGUUAUUAGAAACCAUGUAACGAAUGUAUUUUUUUUUUUGUUUUUCUUUGCACAAAUAUUGUGUGUGAACCAAUUAAAAAACUGUCUUUUAGUGACUGCUCAGUGGUCAGACAGCAGCGGGCCGUUGUGUUGGGGCCGUUGUGUUCAGGCCGGUACUAACAAUUUGGGCAUAGACUAAUGGUUUUCGAUGGCCUAACCACACAGGAAGUGGCUUGAGUGACUUUGAAAGAUAAUUUGGCCAAAAGGUGGGACAUCCUUUUUCAUUAGAGCUGCAUCUGUGGACUGUUGUCGGGCCAAGCCCAUCUGUGUGCUCUGAGAGGAAGGAGGAGUUGUGUUUGGACAGCAGUCUUCGCUCGCAGAAGACCCAGGGCGUAUAAGGUUUGGUUGCGACGCGAAAGGGACAAGCCCGCGCGAGUGAGCACAUCAUGCACAUUUGAAACCAAACUUUUUGACUGAAUUGCGUCUGAUUGACAGAAGAAAGAGUUUUUAUUUUUGUGUGUGUGUGUGUGUAAAAGUAAUGGUAUGAGUCGGAACUUACAGCGGAAUAUUUUUUGCUCCCGAUUGUUAAUAGUUGGGUGUUUUAAAUGAUGCUGAUAUUUGGUGAUCUCCCUUGAAUUAGCUGAUAAACUUACUGAAGCAUUUUGCGGAGUUGAAGAAUUCUUACACGGGAAACCGCGCAUCCACCUGUGCCCAAAACGGCGGUGUCUUCAGAAUACGUCAAAAUGACCAACGGGUCACAUAACCCCAUCCUCCACGUGGAUUUCUCCUCAAUGAGUGGCUUUAUUGAGGACAACGAAACAAACUCCUCUUUGGGGGAGCGCGACUCUCCGGGCUGCGUGCAGAUCCUCAUUCCACAGGAGUUGUUCCUUGCACUGGGUCUCAUCAGUUUGGUGGAAAACAUUUUGGUUGUGAUGGCUAUAAUCAAGAAUCGUAACCUACAUUCGCCCAUGUACUACUUCAUUUGCUGCCUGGCCGUGUCUGACAUGCUUGUCAGUGUCAGUAAUGUUGUUGAAACUAUUUUCAUGCUACUGAACGACCACGGACUGCUGGACGUGCACCCGGGGAUGUUGCGUCACCUGGACAACAUUAUUGAUGUCAUGAUCUGCAGCUCCGUGGUGUCGUCCCUGUCAUUUCUAUGUACCAUUGCCGCUGACCGUUAUAUUACCAUCUUUUACGCGCUGCGCUACCACAGCAUCAUGACCACUCAGCGCGCUAUAGCCAUUAUUGUGGUGGUGUGGCUCGUGAGCAUCACUUCCAGCAUCCUCUUUAUUGUGUACCACACGGACAACGCUGUCAUCGUCUGCCUCGUCACUUUUUUCUGUACAACGCUAGUUUUCAACGCAGUGCUCUACCUGCACAUGUUCGUGCUUGCACAUGUGCAUUCACGUCGCAUCAUGGCUUUCAACAAAAGCCGGCGUCAGUCCACCAGUAUGAAAGGCGCCAUCACUCUUACCAUUCUUUUAGGUGUCUUUAUUAUUUGCUGGGGUCCCUUCUUCCUCCACCUCAUCCUCAUUCUCACGUGUCCCACGAACCCUUUUUGCAACUGUUUCUUCAGAAACUUCAAUCUUUUUCUCAUUCUCAUCAUCUGUAACUCAUUAAUUGACCCGCUCAUUUACGCGUACCGAAGCCUGGAGCUGCGCAAGACCCUACAAGAGUUGAUCUUAUGCUCCUGGUGCUUCGGUGUUUGACAUUUUGCUUCUCCAGGGUGAGAAAUUGUGGAGCUCAAGUUAAGGAAUACUUCCAAGUCCUCCUCUUUAUGAAUGUAGCCAACAGUGGAGCAAAAUCACUAACGUUUGGACAUCUAACGCAUGAACUAAUGGAUGCCUUCAAGUCAAGUCAAGUUCUUCUGUAGGGACACCAUGUAGCGCAUAGACUGCUCACUCUGUCCAAAAUGGAGGCUACAUUUUCAGUGGUACCUUUUUCUUGAGUUGCGUUGAUAUUAAAUGUACCUAAUAGUCCAGUCACAAAUUUGGCCCUGUAGGAUGCCAAAAGAAAGAAAUGUGUAUGACUUUGAUGCUUAGUUAUUCUUUAUAAAAAUGGUAGGGGGGUGGGGUGGCUGUAUAAAUAAAAUUUCCAUCUUCCUUAACGAUCAUUACUUGUUCAUGGAAACUGUUGAAAUCUAUGUACACCUCUUAUUUAUUUCAAAAUUAUAUUAAAUAAAUUGUAAAACUGAUUAGUAUUGAUUGUACCAGGAA